This is a messenger RNA of Aegilops tauschii subsp. strangulata, 759 nucleotides long. Lineage: Eukaryota; Viridiplantae; Streptophyta; Magnoliopsida; Poales; Poaceae. The record is from RefSeq and is a predicted model, not a curated record.
AUGUGUGGAGUACCUUGCAAUCAUGGUGUUUCUGCAAUCAACAAGGCAAAACUACAGCCAGAAGAUUUUGUUCAUGAUUUCUUCAAGAAACCAAUGUAUAAGGCAGCUUAUAGUCCAAUAGUUUUCCCUGUGCCUGGGCCUGAUUUGUGGCCAAAGAUUAGAACCCCUGACAUUGAACCACCAGUGUUCAAAGAAAAGCCAGGAAACAAAGAGACAAAGAGGAGAAAGAGCAAGUUUGAAAAGCCAGCUCCAAAGGAUACAUCUAGGAUGGCAACUAUCACUUGUAGCAAUUGCAAUAGGACUGGGCAUAGAUACACUAGUUGCAAGCAGGCUCUUAAACCAUCCCUAGCUAUGAGAAUGAACCAGCACCAGGAAAACGGGAGAGAUGAUACACCCAGAACUGUAUCUGCUCCUGCUCCCAUGCCACCAAGGAGAAGUGCUCCUUCUGCUCCUGCUGCUGCUCAAACUGCAGCUCCAGCUCCACCAGCUCCAAGGGCUCCAAGGGUAUCAAGGAGAGCUCCUUCUGCUCCUGCUUCAGCUCCCAGUGCACCAAGGAGAGCUCCUUCUGCUCCUGCUGCAGCUGCUGCUCCUCCUGCUACAAGGGCAACAAAGAAAGCUAAAACUACAAGGACUGCAACUUCUACUGCUGGUGCUGGUCAAAGUUCUACUGCUGGUGCUGGUCCAAGUUCCUCUACUGCUUCUGGGCCAAGAGGAAGAAACAAGUUCACCCCCCAAGAGUUGCAGGUAGUGGAAGAGUGA